CGGAUUAUUACCCUUCCACCUACGAGUUGAAGAAGAGGCUGUCAGGCAACUCAUCAAACAGUUGCGGCGUCCAUCUUCUUUCUCUGAUGAAUAUUUCCUUCCAGAAGAGUAUGAAAUACCGGCUCCUAAUUUUCGUACCCAUCCAUCAUUUAAAGGCAUAGGUGUUCGCAUCCAAGUCCAGCCAACUACUACAGCUCUGUCUUCUCAAAUAGAAAUUUAUACAGACGGCUCGAAAAUUAACGAAAACACAGGCAGUGCUUUUGCUGUUUUGCGGGAUCAUAUAGUUACACAUCAUUGGAGAGGUCAACUGCGCUCUCAAAAUUCAGUCUUCCAAGGUGAAGCGAUUGCUAUUGCACAAGCCUUACGCUACCUAAUCUUUUACGGUAUUAAAAAAGCAGUUAUAAAAACAGACAGUCUAUCGUCGUUGCAUGCUUUGGGUAAUCCUGACCAUCCAUCUACCAUCAUCCAAACCAUUCAGCAGGACCUAAGAGAGCAUUUCCCCCAUCAGCUUAAACUUGAGUGGAUCAAAGCUCAUGCUGGGCAUUACGGAAACGAAACUGCAGACAGUCUAGCCAAAGAGGCAGCUUCAGGCAAUGCAGAUACUCAAGUCAAUAUCCCAUGGCCUAUUUCUUAUCUAAAGAAAUGCCUGAGAUUGAAGGCCAUUGGACGAUGGCAAGAGGAAUGGGACGAGGGCUCAACCGGUCGACGAACGCAGUAUCACAUAGCGUAUGUGGACACUGACCGUAUCAUUUCCAACCCUCAGCUCGUUCGAUUUAUCACUGGCCAUGGUCCAUUUCCGCAAUAUUUUGCAAAACGCGGACUCAGCCAUACUGAGUUCUGCUGCUGCGGAGAUAUAUGGGAUCCCCAGAGCAUUACCUGA
Stegodyphus dumicola is the source of this 880-nucleotide messenger RNA. Its product is annotated as ribonuclease H-like. The record is from RefSeq and is a predicted model, not a curated record. Lineage: Eukaryota; Metazoa; Arthropoda; Arachnida; Araneae; Eresidae.